Penicillium manginii is the source of this 1383-nucleotide messenger RNA. RefSeq names its product flavin monoamine oxidase family protein. The transcript is spliced from 3 exons. Lineage: Eukaryota; Fungi; Ascomycota; Eurotiomycetes; Eurotiales; Aspergillaceae. The record is from RefSeq and is a predicted model, not a curated record. Bases 1 to 1383 code for a protein of 460 amino acids. Gene Ontology annotation, molecular function: oxidoreductase activity.
AUGACUAUCAAACGUAUAUUCGAUGUGGUGGUAGUCGGUGCAGGCCUCAGUGGUCUCCAAGCAGCCCAUGUGGUCAAAUCAGCAGGGCUGACCGUUUGCGUUCUGGAGGCCACCGAGCGGGUGGGUGGAAAGACGCUUACAAUGAGAUCAACCGAGAGAGGUUUCAACGAUUUAGGCGCAGCGUGGAUAAAUGAUACAACCCAGAGUGAAAUGUUCAAGUUAUACAAACGAUAUGGCAUGGACGCAGAGGUUCAACGUGCCUGUGGCUAUGAUGUCAUCCAGCUGGCCGACGGAUCUGCCAUAAAGACCCCGUAUGGCCAGAUUCCGGGCGAUGCGAAAUUGCUCCAAGAAAUGUUGCAGCUACUUCGGACAGAAUCGUCCAAAGUCAAUUUGAACAGUCCCUGUGAUUCCGACGGUGCCAGGGAAAUCGAUAAGUUGACAUUUGGACAAUUCUGUGUCCAAAGAACGAACAAUACGGAAGCAACUGGAUACGCAGAUACUCUCUGCGCGGAAUUACUCGGUGUGGAGAGCAAUGAAGUUAGCGCACUAUACAUGCUCCAUUACUUCAAAUGCGCUACCGGCAUCGAUAAUAUAAUAUCGGACGAAAAAGAUGGAGGUCAAUACUUGAGAAAUAGACAAGGAAACCAAACAAUCUCGAAGAAAUUAGCCGAAGAGCUUGAUUCAAAUACCGUAAAGCUACGAACACCGGUUGUUUCGAUUGACCAGUCUCAAAAGGACAAAUGUGUAAUUCUCACAGGAACUGGAGAAUCAAUUUACUGCCGCAAGGUUAUCAUCUCCAUUCCAACGACAUUAUAUCACACAAUAUCCUUCGAUCCACCAUUGCCUGCAACGAAAACCACCUUAAGCGAUAAUGCAGUAAUGGGAUACUACAGUAAGAUGGUAUUCGUCUUUAAAGAGCCCUGGUGGCGCAAAGCCGGGUUUUCAGGUGUCUUGAAUACUGAAACGGGGCCGAUUCGUUUUACCAGAGAUACGAGCAUCCCCGCAGAUGACCAGUGGUCAAUUACCUGCUUUAUCGUUGGGGAGCGUGGCAGGACGUGGUCGAAGCUUUCCAGAUCUGCUCGCUAUAAUCAGGCAUGGGAGCAACUUAGUCAAUCCUUUGGAAAACUUGUUCACGAUGUCCCUUUCCCGUCAAAUCACUUGGAGAUGGAGUGGUCGAAGCAAGCAUUCUUCCUUGGUGCCCCUUGCCCAGUCAUGACGCCAGGAACACUCACGAGCGUGGGAGAGAACCUCACCCGGCCAUUUAAGAAUGUCCAUUUUGUGGGAACUGAAACUGCUACUGUUUGGCGAGGAUACAUGGAGGGUGCCGUCCGUUCUGGCCAGCGGGGAGGUGCUGAAGUUGUGAAAGCUUUGUGCGAAAUUUGA